AGCUCAGGUUGUUGUGCUAAUGCGACUCCCGGCGUAAAAUUCGAACUAAACUACCAUACACUUUUUGUACAAUCCGAGAAGAAAGCCGUUUACUCGCGAUACUUGUCUACAGCGACGACGGCUCGGUCGGUGAUACGAAGGGGGGGCCAGCUAACUAAAAAAAAAACAGAAAAUGAGUACUUCUACAAUAUUCUCGCCCAGCGAGACAAGUUCAUCUUCGGCAAGCUAAAAAGUAACAAAGAGACAGUUAUGAAAGCGAUGAAUACGGCCGACUGUCUGUAUGAGUUUUUCUCCGACACAACGAACACGAAGAUAGAGGAUCUCAAUCCAAAACUCAUCGAUGAUCUCGCGCUUACGAUUCCACACCUGGAUUUGCAUUGCAUUUACGAGGUGUUGCUCCACAUGUCACGAUAUGAAGUGCCUAGGGGCACAAGGAGUGAGCAGCAAAUGAAACUAGGGAACGCUGUGGAUCAAUACUGUCAAUUGACUUUGCCGAAUAAUUCAUUCCGCGACCAAAUAGUAGUGUUGGAUCUCUAUUACAGAUGUGGGAUCUUCAAAAGUAACCUUUUUAAAAGCAUACUCAUCGCACAGUCACACCAUAUCGCUGAAUGGAGUCCCGAAGAGGUGGUACAGUAUUUGUUUUUGUCUAAUUUGAUUCGAGAGAUACCUGUUCGAACCGUCGAAUGCGUCGAAAGCGUAUUGUCCGACAUACUCGCGUCAUUAGACAUCGCAGAAGCUGCCAUUGUGAGUUACUCGCUUUACAAAUGUAAGGUUAACAUCGUGAGCGUUAGUUUGUGGGAAAGAUUUAUGAGUCUUGUCGAGAACAGUAUUAGGUCCGACGAGCCCGUGGAGGAGAGAUAUAUAUCCGCUUUUGCAAAAUUGCUUCGUGGCUAUGGACAAGUGCCAAUAACCGGAAGAGUGGGUAUUGUUAAAAGGUUCUUGGAUAUUUUGUCUAACGUGGACAGUCAGAGCUGGUCUCUUGAAUCUCAGGUGCGCGUAGCCAGCGUUGGAACACAGGUAAAACUAUGCAAUGCAAAGGUUGUCUACAAUGCUUUCUUAACCCUCAUGGCCGAGCUGGACACAUGCAGACCCAAAUAUAUCAGCACUAUGCUAUUUACCUACGCCUAUUUUAAUUUACAUAUUACUGCGGAUCAAGGAAAAAGGUUAAUUGAACGCGUCUUGAAUCCAAUCGACGACUACCGGCGAUAUUAUUUCCUCGUGCUAUGCACGUGGUCACUGACUAUGAUGGGGUUUUACGAUAAGAGACUCUACAUGAAUUCUUUCGAUCCACACAAGUUGCGUUCAGAAGAUCUUCGCGGACUAGAUUAUUGCCUGGCAGUCAUAUGGGAUUCUUAUCGAAUUGAAGCCCCGUCAAUACAUAAGUUGGUAAACGUGGAACCUACGUUGAUAGACAAAUAUCGCAUGAAAACAAAGCAGGACCAUCUGAGAGUGACUUCGAGGUUACAGGAACGUCUAGCCAAGGAAAUUUAUGCUAUAGUUACCGAACAACUUGAACAUGAAGCUAAAAUAGGAUGCUUUAUGCCAAUGUACGUUGAACAGGACGUCAAGGUGGGAGACAAGAUCAUUUUAGUGUGUCACGGGCUCACAAGUUAUUACAACGAUCAGUAUCUUUCUGGGGGCCCAGCUCAUCGGGUGCGUCUGCUUCGAGCCAGUGGCUAUAAUGUCGUUGAAAUCCCGUAUAAAUUUCAUACUUCCGGUUUGCAACUUAACCAAAAAACGUCACUUAUCAAACAAUAUCUGCGACCUUUAUUAAGUUUAAACAAGUCAAAUCGCUUCACAAAGCAGCGAACGAUUAGGCCUGGCAUCACUGGCGAAGAUCUUAUGUAAAAAAUGCCGUUGCGGACCUGUGUGUCACGCAACAUAGAACAAACAUGAAAUCACAGAAAGUUAUAGAUAUAGCCAUGUGUUCGGCGAUGCAACGUGUACACGCUAAGCGCAGUAUGGGUGGUUUAAAAGGAGUUAUGCUUUCUAAUGUCUUCAGUGUUAUUGAGACAAGGAAUGACUAUGUUAAACCCUUUACAUGUAGGUGGCAGGUGAAGAGAUGGCGCUUUUUUUGCCAGGCACUAUCGCUGAUCAAAGAAAGUUUAUUGAAUGACACUGCGUAUACCGUACUGUAAAUAAAAAAAAAAU
This is a messenger RNA of Varroa destructor (honeybee mite), 2151 nucleotides long. RefSeq lists its product as uncharacterized. Lineage: Eukaryota; Metazoa; Arthropoda; Arachnida; Mesostigmata; Varroidae. The record is from RefSeq and is a predicted model, not a curated record.